AUGGGAGACGGCGGAGUUGACGAGCUGUCGCAGCUCGAAUAUUUAUCUUUGGUGUCCAAGGUCUGCACUGAGCUCGACAACCACCUGGGAAUAAGUGACAAAGAUUUAGCUGAAUUUGUCAUCGACCUCGCUGAAAAGCAACCGACCUUCGAUGGAUUCAAAGCUCUUUUACUCCAAAACGGAGCCGAAUUCACAGAUUCCCUCGUCGGUAACUUGCUCAGGCUCAUUCAGACAAUGCGACCGCCAUCCAAGACAUCUGCGAGCAAAGUCUCUGAGGCUGUGGUCAAACCGAAAACUGAGAAGGAUAAGCUGAAGGAGUUGUUUCCUGCACUGUGUAGAGCAGAUGAUCCGGCCCCAAAGAAGCUAUUAGAUGAAGAUGACGUGAAGGUAGCAGCUGAUGCCAUGAAAGAGCUGGAGAUGUUUCUGCCCAGUGUCAGCGGGACAACCCCCAAAAGCAGCAAGAGCAGGUCAGAAAAGAGCCGACGCCAUAGCCGAAGUCGCAGCAGGAGCAGAGACAGACACAGAGACAGAGAUCGGGAUAAGGACAGGAAAAAACGGCACCGCUCCAGGUCCAGGUCUCGCUCCAGAGAUCGGGAUCGACAAAGAGAUGGCGACAGGGAUCGGGAUCGACAAAGAGAUGGCGACAGGGAUCGGGGCAAAAGAAGAGACAAAUCCUCCCGCUGGUCUGAGCGCUCGCCGAGUCCCAAAAAAGACCAAGACAGAGAUUCCGAUCGCUGGAAAGACAAAGCUGUGGAUCGCCCGCCGCCAGAAGAACCUUCUGUUGGCGACAUAUACAACGGCAAAGUCACCAGUAUCAUGCAGUUUGGAUGCUUUGUUCAGCUGGAGGGAUUGAGGAAACGAUGGGAGGGCCUGGUCCACAUCUCCGAGCUGCGCAGAGAGGGCCGCGUGGCUAACGUCGCUGAUGUUGUCAGCAAAGGCCAAAGAGUCAAGAUCAAGGUUCUCUCGUUCACCGGCUCCAAGACCAGCCUCAGUAUGAAGGAUGUGGAUCAGGAGACAGGAGAAGACCUGAACCCCAACAGGAGGAGGAACGUGGGCCCAGAUGGAGGGGAUGAGAUCACCAUGAGGAACCCCGACCGGCCGAGCAACCUCAACCUUGGCCACGCCCCCGAGCUGGAGCAGGACGAUACCCUGGAGCGCAAGAGGCUCACCAAGAUUUCUGACCCAGAGAAGUGGGAGAUCAAACAGAUGAUUGCUGCCAACGUCCUGUCGAAAGAAGAGUUCCCUGAUUUUGACGACGAGACAGGAAUCCUGCCUAAAGUAGAUGACGAAGAAGAUGAAGAUUUGGAAAUUGAGCUGGUUGAGGAGGAACCCCCGUUCCUGAGGGGACACACCAAACAAAGCAUGGACAUGAGCCCCGUCAAGAUUGUCAAGAAUCCAGAUGGUUCUCUGUCUCAAGCCGCCAUGAUGCAGAGCGCUCUGGCUAAAGAGAGACGAGAGCUGAAGCAGGCCGCACGAGAGGCCGAGAUGGACUCCAUCCCCAUGGGUCUGAAUAAACACUGGGUCGACCCGCUGCCGGACGUCGAUGGUCGUCAGAUCGCAGCUAACAUGAGAGGCAUCGGCAUGAUGCCCAAUGACAUCCCGGAGUGGAAGAAGCACGCUUUCGGAGGAAACAAAGCUUCUUACGGAAAGAAGACCGCAAUGUCCAUCCUGGAGCAGAGGGAGAGCCUCCCCAUCUACAAGCUGAAAGAGCAGCUCAUUCAGGCCGUUCACGACAAUCAGAUCCUGAUCGUCAUCGGAGAGACGGGCUCCGGUAAGACCACACAGAUCACUCAGUACCUGGCGGAGGCCGGCUACACCACCCGGGGGAAGAUCGGCUGCACGCAGCCCCGUCGAGUGGCCGCCAUGUCCGUGGCCAAGAGGGUGUCCGAGGAGUACGGGUGCUGUCUGGGUCAAGAGGUGGGUUACACCAUCCGUUUUGAGGACUGCACCAGCCCGGAGACGGUGAUCAAGUACAUGACAGACGGCAUGCUGCUGAGGGAGUGUCUGAUCGACUCUGAACUGGGCCAGUAUGCCAUCAUCAUGCUGGAUGAAGCUCACGAGAGGACGAUCCACACAGACGUUCUGUUCGGUUUGCUCAAGAAGACUGUGAUGAAACGCACGGACAUGAAGCUGAUCGUAACGUCGGCCACGCUGGACGCCGUGAAGUUCUCUCAAUAUUUCUACGAGGCGCCCAUCUUCACCAUCCCUGGAAGAACUUAUCCGGUGGAGGUUCUAUACACCAAAGAGCCUGAGACGGACUACCUGGACGCCAGCCUCAUCACAGUCAUGCAGAUUCACCUGACUGAGCCUCCAGGGGACGUGCUGGUGUUUCUGACGGGACAGGAGGAGAUUGACACCGCCUGUGAGAUCCUGUACGACAGGAUGAAGUCACUUGGGCCCGACGUUCCCGAGCUGAUCAUUCUGCCGGUUUACUCUGCGCUGCCCAGCGAGAUGCAGACCAGGAUCUUUGACCCGGCACCCCCGGGCAGCAGAAAGGUGGUCAUCGCCACAAACAUUGCAGAGACGUCUCUGACCAUCGAUGGAAUCUAUUACGUGGUGGAUCCCGGCUUUGUCAAGCAGAAAGUGUACAACUCAAAGACCGGCAUCGACCAGCUGGUGGUCACUCCCAUCUCGCAGGCGCAGGCCAAGCAGAGGGCGGGUCGUGCCGGCAGGACGGGCCCGGGGAAGACGUACCGGCUCUACACGGAGAGAGCCUACAGAGACGAGAUGCUGACCACCAACGUGCCCGAGAUCCAGAGGACCAACCUGGCCAGCACCGUGCUGUCGCUCAAGGCGAUGGGCAUCAAUGACCUCCUGUCCUUUGACUUCAUGGACGCUCCUCCCAUGGAGACGCUGAUCACGGCCAUGGAGCAGCUCUACACUCUGGGUGCUCUGGAUGAUGAAGGCUUACUCACCCGACUGGGGAGGAGGAUGGCGGAGUUCCCUCUGGAGCCCAUGUUGUGCAAGAUGUUGAUCAUGUCCGUCCAUCUGGGCUGCAGUGAAGAGAUGCUCACCAUUGUCUCCAUGUUGUCCGUGCAGAAUGUAUUCUACAGGCCCAAGGACAAGCAGGCCUUGGCUGACCAGAAGAAGGCCAAGUUUCACCAGCCGGAGGGGGACCACUUGACCCUGCUGGCGGUCUACAACUCCUGGAAGAACAACAAGUUCUCCAACCCCUGGUGUUAUGAGAACUUCAUCCAGGCGCGCUCCCUGCGCAGAGCCCAGGACAUCCGCAAGCAGAUGCUGGGAAUCAUGGACAGGCACAAACUGGAUGUGGUAUCUUGUGGUAAGGCGACCGUACGGGUCCAGAAAGCCAUCUGCAGCGGCUUCUUCAGGAACGCGGCCAAGAAGGAUCCUCAAGAGGGCUACCGCACCCUGAUAGACCAGCAAGUCGUGUACAUCCACCCCUCCAGCGCCCUGUUCAACCGACAGCCUGAGUGGGUCGUGUACCACGAGCUGGUGCUGACCACCAAGGAGUACAUGCGGGAGGUGACCACCAUCGACCCCCGCUGGCUGGUGGAGUUCUCCCCGGCCUUCUUCAAAGUGUCCGACCCCACGCGCCUCAGCAAGCAGAAGAAGCAGCAGCGCCUCGAGCCGCUGUACAACCGCUACGAAGAGCCCAACGCCUGGAGGAUCUCCCGCGCCUUCAGGCGCCGCUGAAGUGGUCCCGCGCCCCCUCCGGUGGGCGGCGUUUUCUGUCAUCAUCACUACUUCGAGCUUCACUUCUUUUAUUUGUACACAUUGUACAUCCCCCUCUCCCCAGAUGUUCCGACAUUAAACCGUUUAGGUCCGAAUUUUAGUGUCAGCAUUUUAUGAGACGUUAAACUAUUUUCGCAGCACUAAUACAGGAACAACAAAACCUUCCACGUGUGAAGUUUUAAAGUUAAUCUUCUUUGAGAAGAAGUGCAAAACAAUGGAAUAUUUAUUUUGACUAAAUUCCAAAAGCAUAAUGUUGUGCCCAAUUAGACCUGAUUGUAAUGGACUUUUUCUGUAAUCGCUAGUUUUCAUUCCAUGAAUAUUGAGCUGUAUGGAUUUUGUACUGUGUCUUGAACACCUUUCACUUACUUGGCCUCUUAACGAAGUCUGUUGCUUUGCUGUACUUACCAGUGGACCUUAGAAAAUGUGUCGUCAUUAAAGUUUUUUUUUUUAAACCUA
Gasterosteus aculeatus aculeatus (three-spined stickleback) is the source of this 4152-nucleotide messenger RNA. RefSeq names its product ATP-dependent RNA helicase DHX8. Gene Ontology annotation, cellular component: catalytic step 2 spliceosome; intracellular anatomical structure. Gene Ontology annotation, molecular function: RNA helicase activity; RNA binding; ATP binding. NCBI's taxonomy places the organism in Eukaryota, Metazoa, Chordata, Actinopteri, Perciformes, Gasterosteidae. The record is from RefSeq and is a predicted model, not a curated record. Gene Ontology annotation, biological process: mRNA splicing, via spliceosome; spliceosomal complex disassembly.